This is a messenger RNA of Staurois parvus, 1125 nucleotides long. NCBI's taxonomy places the organism in Eukaryota, Metazoa, Chordata, Amphibia, Anura, Ranidae. The record is from the annotation of a GenBank genome assembly.
AUGUGGGGCAGCAGAAGCAGCUAUGGAGGGUUCAGCAGCUCCUCAUUGUCUGGAGCUGGAUUUGGCAGUGGCUUGAUGUCCCAAAGUGCCAUCAGCAACUAUGGAAGCUCUGGCUUUGGUGGCAGCAUUGGCUUUGCUGGCAGUGCUGGUUUUGGCGGCAGCGAUGGGCUCCUCUUGGGCGGGGAGAAGCAAACCAUGCAAAACCUGAACGAUCGUCUGGCGGCCUAUUUGGAUAAAGUGCGAGCUCUGGAGACCGCUAAUGGUGAGCUGGAGAAGAAAAUUAGAGAGUGGUAUGAGAAGCACAACUCAGCAAACAGCUACCAAAGAGGAGACUACUCCAAGUACUUCAACAUCAUCGAAGAUUUAAAGAGUAAGAUUAUCGCUGCCAGUACAGACAAUGCUAGAGUGGUCCUGCAGAUUGACAAUGCCCGACUGGCUGCUGAUGACUUCAGAAUGAAGUAUGAAAAUGAAUUGAGCUUGCGCCAAAGUGUGGAGACUGACAUCAAUGGCCUCCGACGUGUCUUGGAUGAACUGACACUCGCCAGGUCUGACCUUGAGCUGCAGGUUGAGUCUUUGAAUGAAGAACUGGUUUUCCUCAAGAAGAACCAUCUAGAGGUAGGAAGAUCAUUUAAAGGGGGUGGCACCGGCCAAGUCAGUGUUGAGAUGGAUGCUGCACCAGGUGUGGACCUAACCAAAUAUCUGAAUGAAAUGAGAGCCGAAUAUGAACAACUGGCAGAGAAGAACCGCAAAGAUGCUGAAGAAUGGUUCCUCAAGAAGAGCAGUGAACUGAAAAAAGAAAUUUCCAUUGGUGUACAAGAAGUCCAGACUAGCCGCACUGAGAUCUCAGACCUCAAGCGUACAUUACAAAGUCUUGAAAUUGAACUACAGGCACAAGUCUCCAUGAAAAACUCCCUGGAAGGAACAUUAUCAGAGACAGAAGGUCGUUACUGUGCACAACUGAACCAGCUCCAGAUCCAAAUCAGCAGUGUUGAAGAACAGUUGCAGCAAGUCAGAUCAGACAUGGAAAGACAGAGGGCAGAAUAUGCAAGACUUUUGGACAUCAAGACCAGACUGGAAAUGGAGAUUGAAACCUACAGACGUCUGCUAGAGGGAGAACUUGGGUAA